This is a messenger RNA of Solanum lycopersicum (tomato), 987 nucleotides long. Its product is annotated as phytosulfokine receptor 1-like. Gene Ontology annotation, biological process: protein phosphorylation. Gene Ontology annotation, molecular function: ATP binding; protein kinase activity. The record is from RefSeq and is a predicted model, not a curated record. NCBI's taxonomy places the organism in Eukaryota, Viridiplantae, Streptophyta, Magnoliopsida, Solanales, Solanaceae.
AUGGGAAUCAGAGCAAAUAAAACAGGACAAAUGUACCUGAAUUCGACUCAACAAACAAACUGCUUGACUAAGAUGAAUGAUGAAGGAAAUGGAAUUGAUGUUUCAGGUUGUGGUGUUGAGAAGCUAACAAAAACUGGUAGCAGCUGCUCAGAUUUCACUGUUGAUGACGUUAACAUGAAGUUCGGAGACAAACUCAGAAAGUUGAGUUAUAACUGUCAAUUUCAGGAUACUGCAGAUAAAAGAGGUCAUUUGUGCGAGUUCUGUGUAAAUAGCUGGAAAGAUAUAAAGGAAGUGAGGUCGAAAAAUGAUAAAUACGCAAAGGCAGAAUCAGAUAUAUGUAGGUUUGCAGUAUUAGUAUCACUAACAAGUACUAGAAUUAUAGAUCAAGCAUGGCUCAGAAAGCUUUACAAUAGCAUUUCAAAUCAAAAGCAACCUGUGAACUUUGCAUAUACAGAAGAAAAAAGGCAAGAGCAAGACGAGCACUCGGAGCUGACAGAAAAACACAAGUUUAGACCAGUUUCACCAGUCCUAAUUGGAGGAAUCCUAGCAGUCCUGAUAACUGUAUUUAUCUCAGUGUGGACAUUCAUAAGAAAGAGGGCCAAUGUAGAUGCAUCUGAGAAGAAAUUUGGCAAUGUUUUUGCCACUCAGUCUAUAGAUCUGGCAAUGCCAAAAGAUUCUAGUUUGGAAGUCUCCAUUGAGGAGGUCUACUCAGCUACAAACAUUCUAAAUGAAUCACACUUCAUUGGUGAGGGGACAGCAGAAAAGGUGUAUAGAGGAGUUCUCCCUAACAAUCAGGAGGUUGCAAUUAAGCACAUAAUCCAUGAAGAAUGUAUAGAAACAUUCCUCAGGGAAGUCAAAAGCCUAACUAAUGUCAGACAUCCAAACCUGGUAGCCUUGCUUGGCUACAGCAAGAAUGCCAAAGAAUAUUUCCUCAUCUAUGAAAUUUGUCCCUACGGCAAUCUCUCUCAGUGGCUCUUUGGUAUGUAA